This is a messenger RNA of Encephalitozoon hellem ATCC 50504, 750 nucleotides long. RefSeq lists its product as uncharacterized. Lineage: Eukaryota; Fungi; Microsporidia; Unikaryonidae. The record is from RefSeq and is a predicted model, not a curated record. The transcript has a single exon. Bases 1 to 750 code for a protein of 249 amino acids.
AUGGGCGUCUACAGAAUAGGUGCAUACAUGAUUCUCCAGAUGUUCGAUGUAAGCGUGUAUGUGCCACUUUAUGCCAUCUAUGGAGGAUCUCAUCUGGGUGAGAAGCUUAUCUUGAAAGAUGUUAAGAUUGAGGCUAGAAAUAAUCCAGAGCUGUUUGGGCACUUUGCAAGGAACAAUGAGGAGGAAAAGGAUUAUUACGUGGAUAGCCUAGAGAUAUACAAGAUUGAGGAUAAGGAAGUGGUGAGGGGGCUGAGCAGUAGGGUGCCUAAGAGCACCAAUCUUGGAACGAUGGCAUUUGACUUUUCCAUGCUUAAGGCGAUUCUAAGCCAGGAGAACCAAAAAAGCACAGGGCACUCUCCAGAGAUAAAGAUAAAGAGCAUCGAGAUCAAGAUACCUCUUGCGGUUCAGAUCUUCCUUCAUAUACCGAUUCUGCUGGUGGCUGUGAUAGUGUUCUAUUUAUUUUUAUCAUUUGGGAUUGAGGAGGAAGGAGGAUUAUCUGACAAGGAGAUAGAAAGAAUACCGCUAUGUCCAUAUUCCAGCCAGGAAUUCAUCAGCAAAGGCUGCAUUAUCUGCUUAGAAGAUUUUGAGGAUGGGGGAUGUGUGCGAAAUCUUGGAUGUGGCCAUGUGUUCCAUAGGGAAUGCGUUGACAAAUGGCUUCGCAAGAACUUUGUGUGCCCUGUCUGCAGAAGUAGGAUGAGUGCGGGGCAUGAUAAGCAAAGAUGCGAGCGAAGGAGAGUCCAUGUCCUGUAG